This is a messenger RNA of Talpa occidentalis (Iberian mole), 1676 nucleotides long. RefSeq names its product ras related dexamethasone induced 1 (gene RASD1). NCBI's taxonomy places the organism in Eukaryota, Metazoa, Chordata, Mammalia, Eulipotyphla, Talpidae. The record is from RefSeq and is a predicted model, not a curated record. The coding region runs from base 158 to 1000 and encodes 280 amino acids. The transcript has 2 exons. Gene Ontology annotation, molecular function: GTP binding; GTPase activity.
CCGAGCUUGAGCCGGAGCCAGCGCCCGCGCCAAGCCCCAGCCGCAGCCCGAGCCGCCGUCGGAGUCCGAGCAGAGCCGCUCGGCCUCUCCGCCCCGCGCCCCGGCCGCCCUCCGCGCUUCUCUCGGCCCGGACCCGCCCCCGCGGCCCCCGCGCCCAAUGAAACUGGCCGCGAUGAUCAAGAAGAUGUGCCCGAGCGACUCGGAGCUGAGUAUCCCGGCCAAGAACUGCUACCGUAUGGUCAUCCUCGGCUCGUCCAAGGUGGGCAAGACCGCCAUCGUGUCGCGCUUCCUCACGGGCCGCUUCGAGGACGCCUACACGCCCACCAUCGAGGACUUCCACCGCAAGUUCUACUCCAUCCGCGGCGAGGUCUACCAGCUGGACAUCCUCGACACGUCCGGCAACCACCCCUUCCCCGCCAUGCGGCGCCUCUCCAUCCUCACAGGAGACGUUUUCAUCCUGGUGUUCAGCCUGGACAACCGCGACUCUUUCGAGGAGGUCCAGAGGCUCAAACAGCAGAUCCUCGACACCAAGUCCUGCCUCAAGAACAAAACCAAGGAGAACGUGGACGUGCCGCUGGUCAUCUGCGGCAACAAGGGUGACCGGGACUUCUACCGGGAGGUGGAGCAGCGCGAGAUCGAGCAGCUGGUGGGUGACGACCCCCAGCGCUGCGCCUACUUCGAGAUCUCCGCCAAGAAGAACAGCAGCCUCGACCAGAUGUUCCGCGCGCUCUUCGCGAUGGCCAAGUUGCCCAGCGAGAUGAGCCCGGACCUGCACCGCAAGGUGUCCGUGCAGUACUGCGACGUGCUGCACAAGAAGGCGCUGCGGAACAAGAAGCUGCUGCGGGCCGGCAGCGGCGGCGCGGGCGAGGCGGGCGACGCCUUCGGCAUCGUGGCGCCCUUUGCGCGGAGGCCCAGCGUGCACAGCGACCUCAUGUACAUCCGCGAGAAGGCCAGCGGCGGCGGCCAGGCCAAGGACAAGGAGCGCUGCGUCAUCAGUUAGGAGCCCCUCGGCCCUCGCGCCAGCGGCAGAACCUAAGGAGGACCUUUUUGUUGAAAAGCCAAGUCUGAUGUCCCGGCCAGCCCCGUGCGCCCCGGCCGCGUGCGCUCGCGGACCCGGGUCUUCCCUCCCCGAGACCCGGGCCCUGCGCACUGGGGAGGCGCAAACUAACGGGGACAGUCAUCUGCGUUGGAAGGAAAGAGAACUGGCUAAGAUCGGGACUCACCCCACCUCUGAUUCCCCGUUCCCGCCAGGCACCCCCACUGUUUAGGGGACACCGACCCACCGCUGGGUGAAUUUGUCUUGUUCACAAAGACCCAAGAAUGGGGGCGGGUGGGGUGGUGGUAGAAGUUAGUCAGCCACUGUUAGACUUCAGGAGACCUCAGUUCUGCUGGAAGGGCAGGACAAACAGGGCAUUACCUUGUCUGUGAUUCCGGGUUGCCAUGACAGCUGGGAAAGCCUCUGCCCUCUGGAAACUAAGGGGGUGUGGGUCAAAUCAUAUUCAAGUGACUUGUUUACAUGUGUGUGUGAAAUUGCACAAAGAAAAAACAUAAAACUUGCACUUUAAUAGUAGUUCUGGUGUCAUCAUGGACAUGAACAAAAUCUUACCCAGGUGUUUAUACUGUGUGUGUCUUUAAACUUAUUGUUAUUGUUCUUUUUAUAUAAAAUAAAAUAAUUU